AUGGAGGGCAUGGCUGGUUUGGCAACACAAACAACUCCUACCAUGCAGAUUCCACAAGCAACCCCUAUGACUAGCACGACCAUAGAUAAUGUGUUGCUACUAGUGCAACUAGUUAAAAGUAUGAGGGAAAUGGGUUAUGAACCAUAUAUAAGGGAACAAGAUACAGAGAUAACUGAGAGAUGGAUUAGGAAGGUAGAAAAGAUCAUGAUUCAAAUAAGCACACUUGAGGGUUUGAGGGUAAAUUGUGCAACCCGAUUAUUGUCUGAUAGGGCCAUGACUUGGUACCAUCGCAAGGUGAAAGAACAAGAGUUCUUAGCAUUAAGACAGGGUGAUAUGUCGAUAUUGGAGUACGAAAAGAGGUUCCAUGAUCUCUCAUUGUUCACCCCACGCUAUGUGUCGAUAGAGGAUUUAGAAUUUGAGAGAUGCCGAGGGAGACUGAGGGCACAAAAUGAUCGAACCCCGGGAAGGGUCUUCCACCUGACACAGGAAGAGGUUAGGGUUGCAUCAGAUGUGGUGGAAGGCAUGAAUUGGUUGAGUAAAUACAAGGCUUCAAUAUAUUGUUAUGCUAAAACCAUUACUUUCCAAACAUGUAAGGGCAAGAGAAUGAUUUUUGAAGGAGAGAGAAUUCUUAAACCAAUUGCCUUAAUGUCGGUGGUGACAGCCCAAAAACUUUUAAGAAAGGGAUGUAGGGGAUACCUCGCAUACAUCUUAAACUCUGAUGAUGAAGGUCCACGACUAAAGGAUAUUCCUAUGGUGAAGGAAUUUCCAGAUGUAUUUCCCGAAGAACUACCAGAACCACCCCCAGAGAGAGAGGUAGAGGUGUCUAUAGACACUUUUCCUAGAGUCCUACCCAUAGCCCAACAACCGUAUCGGAUGGCUCUAGCAGAACUGAAAGAGUUAAAGACUCAACUACAGGAAUUGUUAGACAAAGGGUUCAUACGGCCCAAUAAUUCUUCUUGA
Populus euphratica (Euphrates poplar) is the source of this 960-nucleotide messenger RNA. RefSeq lists its product as uncharacterized. The record is from RefSeq and is a predicted model, not a curated record. Lineage: Eukaryota; Viridiplantae; Streptophyta; Magnoliopsida; Malpighiales; Salicaceae. The transcript is spliced from 4 exons. The coding region runs from base 1 to 960 and encodes 319 amino acids.